Messenger RNA from Coffea arabica (coffee), 2706 nucleotides. NCBI's taxonomy places the organism in Eukaryota, Viridiplantae, Streptophyta, Magnoliopsida, Gentianales, Rubiaceae. The record is from RefSeq and is a predicted model, not a curated record.
AUGGAAGCACUGAGCACUUGGCCUUCUAAAAAUGAGUCGUGGUUGGUGCCCCAGUUGGAUGUUGGACUGGGUUCAUCGCCUAAUUGCACCACAAGAAAGCUUAGAAGAAAAAGAUUGAUUCUUGCUGCUUCUCUUAGUCAUAUUCGUGUGGGUUUGACGGGUAUCGGGAGUCGAACUUGUUGCUUUAAGUGCCAGAAUUGGGAUUCGAGGAGCAAAUUGUUCUGCAACUACUCCACACGUCUCUUGUGUGACCCAAAGAGAGGGUCUUUAGGUGCAUCCUUUGCGUUGAAUUUGGUAUUGGAGGAACAAGCUACUGGCAAUCAUGUUAGGAAAGAUGAAAAUUCAGCUUCAACUAAAGGAGUUUCAGUAGGAAGUGAUCAUGGGGAUUUCACUUGUGUUGCCUUGGAGGAACAAGCAAGGGGCGUCCGCUUGACUUUUACCGGCGAUGACAUUGCCACUUUCAGUGCCGCAGAUCCUGAAAAAGAACAAGAACUGAAUAGUGAGGAAAGCACUCGUUGGAGCCUACACAAGGCCAGAUCUGUAGACGAUGUGGAUGAAGUUCUUAAGGGCAAGGGUGAACUACCCCUUCAGGUUUAUUCGUCUCUGAUUAGAGCUUUUGGCAAAGAGAAAAGGCUAGACUCUGCAAUGGCUCUUGUUGAGUGGCUCAAGAGAAAAAGUCAAGUCACCAAUGGUGCUAUUCGGCCAAAUCUCUUCAUAUAUAACAGCCUUUUAGGAGCAGUUAAACAGGCUGAAAAGUAUGAUGCUGUUGAGCGAGUCAUGAAUGAUAUGACCAUUGAGGGUGUACAUCCUAACGUCAUCACUUACAAUACCUUAAUGUGUAUCUACAUAGAACAAGGUAGGGAAGUUGAGGCGCUCGCUCUCUUUGAAGAGAUGCCCAAGAAAGGCCUGUCUCCCACUCCAGCAUCUUAUUCCACAGCUUUGUUGGCUUAUCAGAGAUUGGAAGAUGGAUUUGGAGCUGUGAAGUUUUUCGUUGAAGUCAGAGAAAAAUUUCGAAAUGGUGAGAUUGAAAAAGAUGUCAAUGAAGACUGGGAUGAUGAGUUUUCCAAACUUGAGAACUUCACGACUCGAAUUAGCCACCAGGUGAUGCGGCGGUGGCUUAUAAAGAGUGAGAAUUCGGGUACCGACAUAUUGAAACUACUAACAGAAAUGGACAAAGCUGGACUUCAAACAAGUCGUGCAGAACAUGAGCGUCUUGUGUCAUGCACUCAUGAAGAACAUCAUCUUGUGGCAAAAGAAUUGUACAAAAGGAUACGGGAAAGGGAUAUGGAAAUAAGUUUAUCAGUCUGCAACCACAUUAUUUGGUUGAUGGGAAAGGCUAAAAAGUGGUGGGCAGCUCUGGAAAUUUAUGAAGACUUGUUGGACAAGGGGCCAAAACCCAAUAAUAUGUCAUACGAAUUAGUGGUUUCUCAUUUCAAUAUACUCCUCGCAGCAGCUAGGAAAAGGGGGAUUUGGAGAUGGGGUGUAAGGUUGUUGAACAAGAUGGAAGAGAAGGGGCUUAAACCAGGUAGCAGGGAAUGGAAUUCUGUCCUCGUUGCAUGUUCUAAGGCCUCGGAAGCAUCUGCUGCUGUGCAGAUAUUUAAGAGAAUGAUUGAACAAGGUGAAAAACCAACAGUCAUUUCAUAUGGGUCAUUGCUUAGCGCUCUGGAGAAAGGAAAACUCUAUGAGGAGGCCCUUCAGGUCUGGAAACAUAUGGUUAAAGUUGGUGUGACCCCGAACUUGUAUGCCUACACGAUUAUGGCUUCAAUUUAUACUGCCCAAGGUAAAUUUAAUAUCGUUAAUUCCGUCGUCAGGGAAAUGGUUGUGGCUGGGGUUGAGCCAACGGUUGUUACAUUCAAUGCAAUUAUCAGUGGAUGCGCGAGAAAUAACAUGGGAAGUGCAGCUUAUGAAUGGUUUCAACGCAUGAAGGUACAUAGCAUUUCUCCCAACGAGGUUACUUACGAGAUGUUGAUCGAAGCUCUUACAAAUGAUGCUAAACCGAGGCUUGCAUAUGAGUUGUACUUGAGAGCUCAGAAUGAGGGCCUGAGUCUCUCUUCGAAGGCAUACGACGCAAUCAUCCGUUCUUCAAAUCUCUAUGGUGCUACUAUUGAUGUAAGCUCUCUUGGGCAUCGCCCGCUAGAGAAAAAGAAGGUCCAAAUCAGAAGGCAUUUGUCUGAAUUCUGUAGUUCAGCGGAUGUUCGUAGGAGGAGCAAGCCAUUUGAUAGCAAAGAAAUCUACAGUGUUCAUCAUAGGAAGGAAGAUCAUAGCUGAACCUGGUUCCACUUACGUUUCAAUUUCCCGUGGUACUUGGUACAGUUACAGAAAUAACUGGCUUUCAUCUUCCUGUUUGACAAUAAUUAAUGUCUUUCUCUUUUAUGCAUACAAUAUCUUGUUCGGCAUAGAUUUUGGUUCAGUUGCUAUUCCAUGCAGGUUGUAUAGCAUUAGUCUAAGAAAGAAUUACUGCUACACAAUGUGCUGUGAUGCCGUAGACCCUCUGUCUUCAGAGCAUGGUUGAGUGCUGACCCUUAAAAGUUAGUUACACUAGAGAAGGGGGCUCUGUUUUUGGAACCUGGAUUUCAAAUUCGAUCAUUUUAUUAAGGUUGUAAAUUGACUGGAUUAAUUGAACUUUCUUGCACUGUCUACUGAAGUCAGUCGGGCAAUUGCUUGGGCUUCUAAAUUGCUUUAUGAAAGCGUCUUCAUUAAACUUCC